Messenger RNA from Lineus longissimus, 15948 nucleotides. Its product is annotated as polycystin-1-like protein 1. NCBI's taxonomy places the organism in Eukaryota, Metazoa, Nemertea, Pilidiophora, Heteronemertea, Lineidae. Gene Ontology annotation, molecular function: monoatomic cation channel activity; protein binding; calcium ion binding. The coding region runs from base 59 to 12520 and encodes 4153 amino acids. The transcript has 51 exons. Gene Ontology annotation, biological process: calcium ion transport. The record is from RefSeq and is a predicted model, not a curated record. Gene Ontology annotation, cellular component: plasma membrane.
UUCGGAAAGUUGUGAGGUUUUGAAAGGAGUUCGAUAAAAGUUUGUGGCUGCGUUCUACAUGGGAUAUCCGAGUUAUCAUUAUGGGAUUAUGAAGACAAAUAUGUUAUAUGGACUAUUGUUAAUCUUAAUCGUUAAUCAUGUAGCAGCAGCAGCUAAUUCUAAUUCCUCCUGGUAUGAAGGGUGCUAUGUUAGUGAUAACGCGUCUGCUCAAGUCCUGUCAUUCCGUCCCCCUGGUGUCGAUCUUGCCAAACUAUCUCCUGCCAAAUGCAGCCAACAUUGCCGAAAUGCGAACUAUCAGUAUGCUGGUGUGCAGAGCAACACCUGUAUGUGUGCUAACAGCACCAGUAGGCUAGUAUCAACGGCAACAAAUCAGCGUUGCAAUAACAGCUGUCAGAAUGGAGAUGAGAUGCCCUGUGGCGACGCUGAUGCAAUUGCCGUCUAUUCAGCCCACGGGCCAUAUCUGUUCGACGUGGUCAUCGAGGUCGAUCACACCUUGGUCGUGGGGUCCAAGAAUCAAAUUGAGGUGAUUGCAACUUAUGCUGGAGCACCAGAAAAUGUCUCGGCAGGGUGGCCGGUAUCCGAUCCUGCUAUUGCCGUUGUCACUUGGAGUAUAGAUGGUGCCACUGUCAGUCAGCAGACCACCACAGCCAUUGGUAGCUUGGUUAAGUCGGUCAUCGAGUACGAUUUCAAGACGGAGGGAGAGCACCUUAUUUCCGUCAUCGUCUCCAAUAAAAUCUCCACAUUGAUGUUUGCCGCCAACUACACUGCCAUCUUACCGCGUCCGAUCGGCCUCCAAGUGACGCUGUUAAAUGACAGUAAAAUAUCACCCACGUGCAUCCCGCGGAAAUAUUUACCGCUCGCUGCCAAGAAUGUUGCCGUCUUCCUUGACCAGUUUGUUGCAUUUGAAUUUUCGUUAACCAUUGGAUUGAACGUGUCGUUCUCGUUGGAGUUUGGCGAUACGGGCUCGCGUCACGUGAUCGAGCCUUAUAAGGAGACGCCGCCAUGUUCUGGAAGGGAGUGCAUCACUGCUGUUCAGGGCCACACCUUCAAGGCCACGGGUCGUUAUCGCCUCAAUAUCACCGUGGAGAAUGUUUACGGCAAGCUGGAGGAUACCAUGGAUGUGGUGGUGGUGGAUCACAGCUUAUCAAAUUUGACAGUCCGCCUUGACCCGAGCACCGCCCUAGUGACCAAGGUCAACGUUGCCACGAAGUUCUUCGUGACUGUUGUCACCGCCUCGAGGAUGACUUCGUAUCUGAGGCUGAACUUUGCCCACGGUGCUGAGAAGUGGUACUACUUAUGGGAUGAGGAUGGUGACAUGAUAGGAGCACCUCCUAGUGGUGGAGAGUACAUUCGUCUGAUGGCUAGCUACGACAGCUCGUGUAUGUUGUCAGUCGAGGUCGAUCAUGUGUUCACAGAGGAGGGAGUUUAUGCGGUCGGGGCGGAGUGCUAUAACAAUCACAGUCUUACUGUGCAAAGUUCGUCGGAGACUGUGACGGUUUUACGGGAGUUGCUAGGACCGUCUCUCGUGUUGAAUUCAGUGGUGGAGAGUAACAGAGAGAUAAACAUAACGGCUACGUUAGUUAGCGAGAGCGUAAACAUGACGUUCUCCUGGGGGAUAACGAACGCCGAUAGAACAUUCCAGAAGAAUUUCACAACUUCCGAUGCACUUUUGACGCAUAAGUUUCUGAAAACUGGGGUUUACACCGUGCAUCUUGUUGUGUCCAAUCUUCAUGGUUCUGUCGCGACGUCGGGGAUAAUUAACGUACACGAUCUAAUUACAGACCUGUCAGUCUCAUCUAGUCAAGAGUUCAUCCGCAUGAACCACCCUGUUAAUUGCUCGGCAACGGUUGCGACCGGUUCUGGCAUUGAAUUUACAUGGACGUGGGACGAUCGGACAAAUCCUGAUCAAAUAUCUGUCUCCGGAAAAACUAAAGAAAUUAGUCAUAUUUUCACCCAAGUCGGGCAAUAUAAUGUAUCGGUAAAGGCAGAAAAUUUAUUGAACUAUAAGAGGGAAUAUGUAGUGAUCAUCGUCCAGGAGGCUGUGACACAUUUAAUGCUGUCGUCGUUGGGGCCGGUUGCCCUUGGCAAAGCAUCAACCAUCAUCGCUAGGGCCACUACUGGGACGGAUGUCAAAUUUGAUGUUGAUUUUGGCAGCGGGCGUAAGGCUGCAAACGGGACUGAACAUGGUGAUAAUCUCCACCUGAAGCAUGUUUUUGCCGAAAGUGGGACGUAUAGUGUUACGGUUUAUGCGUAUAACAAGGUGUCAGAUGUGAAGCAGACGAUAGUAGCGAUGGUUGAGGUGCCAGUUGAAGAUGUCACCAUACUGACCACCAAUCCACCCGUCGUGAAUGAAACCUCUAUAAUUGUUGUGAAAAUGAAAGAUUCAAUUUCCACAAGAGCAGACAUACUGUAUUGGUGGCGGUUCCUCGAUCAGACGAUUGUCACGAAAACUCCCAUGAUUAAAUACAAAUUUGCAUCUGCCGGGAACAUUGAAAUGAACGUCACUGUCAGAAAUCUUGUGAGUUCAUCAUCAGCAGUAUCAGUGCUCAAUGUUGUCAACACUUCACCUGUCACGCGUCUGCUCCACUAUGCAGGAUAUGAAUAUGGCAAAAAUACCUUUUUCACCCUCGUCAACAUACCACCGUCUGCGACGAUUGAUGUAAAAUAUGGUGACCAGUCGAAACCGGAAAACUUUACCGUGAAUACGACCAGCCACAAGUGGAAGCACACGUACAACUUACUGGGCCUCCACCAGUUGGUGAUCAGAGUGAUGAAGGGAACGAGUGUGGUGUCCAUUUUUUCAGUCGUCUCGAUCCAGGAGCGCAUCACCGCGCUGAGCGUGUCUGGUCCUCCUGCGGUCCCUCUCCUCAGCCUCACCCGCGGGCAAAAAUGGAAGGCAUCCCUCGGUUCUGGGUCCGAGGUUGUAUUCAAGUGGACCUUUGAUAAAACAGUUUCCUAUACGGCUCAUAAUGAGAUCUACCAAAAAUUCACCCAGGCAUCUCUCCAUAACAUAUCAGUGGAGGUGUCCAACAGCAUCUCGAAGAUGGGCGCUGCAACAACCGUUAUUGUCCAGCAUCCCGUAUCAAGUGUUGACAUCUUAGUUUCCCCCGUCAUCGAGGGACAGAAAUCACAACUUGAGAUUCUCAUCACCGGAGGACGAGAAUUCGUAAUCGAUAUAAAUUUCGGUGACGGAACCCAGACGAAAUAUUCAUCAUCAGAUCCAGGACUAGGAUUGGUUACUCUGCGCGAGAGCGUGGAUUAUUCCGUUGUGCCACUAUACAAAGCCGAAUUGGCCUACACUUACGGUAGGAUCGGCAAUUAUAGGAUCAAAGUCAACGUUAGUAAUCACUUGAAUUGGAUCGAGGAGACGUCAAAUGCUUUAGUUGACGCACCUAUAGAGGGCGUUGUGUUGUUGACCGAUGCGAAACAGUACAUCGAGACGGACACGGUAGUUGCCUUCAAUGUAACUGUGGUAUCCGGCAACAAUCUGACAUUCACGUGGCAGUUUGGCGAUGACCUACCGAGCACUAUCGAGAACUUCGACAAGUACAGCCUCGCCGCACAUCAGUUCAGUCUCCCCGGCACCUACAACAUCACAGUCGCGAUCAAGAACCCACUUUAUACAAACCCUGUCGUCGUUGCCUUGCCGUUCCUCGUGAAAGUCCUCAUACCUAUCCGGCAAGUGUUUGUCGCCCAACUGAAUGGCAAAACUGCUGCAGCAUUCAACCCAAAUACGGGCCUGAGCAGUGGUGUGGUGUUUCUGGCCACAGCACGCUACGGUUCAGAUGUCUUGUUCCACUUUGACUUUGGUGACGGGACUGUCAGUACCGUUACGACAGAAAUCGUGUUUCCAAAGACCAGCCGUGGAAAAGCAUCCCAUGCUUUUGCAAGUGAGGGUGCAUUCCAGGUCAAGGUCACAGCCUCAAACGCUCUCGGAAACUUGACAGUAGCGUUGUCGUCGUUGUUCUGGGUACAGAUCCCGCCCGGCGACAUCGGCCUCCCCAAAAAAGAUGAGGGUCCCUACGCCGUGAUGGUGUUUGUAAAUCAGACGUUCACGCUGAUUACGAAUGGUGGCACCAAUGUGACGUAUGACUGGAAUCUUGGCGAUGGUACGACAAAGACGGAUCAUGGGUCAGUGUUGACGUACAUGUACACAAAGACUGGUAACUUCAAUUUCCAAGUGAAGGGAUACAACAAGGCGGGAGAAAAGAACUUUGUGACUACAAUGAUGGUGCAGCAGGCCAUACAAGCGUGUACUUUGACGGCCUCGAAAACGAAGUUGCUUACGUCACCGGAUACGGUCACGUUUACCGCUACGCCAUCGAGUCCGGCCGACUAUUUCAAGUGGGACUUUGGCAAUGAUCAGAUUUCUGAUUCAUUUAAGAACGAAAUGCAGCAGGAAUAUAAGAGUCCAGGAAGCUACGUUGUCAAAGUGAAUGCGACAAACUAUGUCGGCAGUAACGUGGUCUCAAACAUGCUUGUUAUCCGCGUGUUUGCUCCGGUCACCAACCUGAAGAUCCAGGUGUUAGGAAGCCUCCUUCUGAACCGACCCAUCAAGUUUGACGCGCAGUACUACUCGGGUACUAACUUGACUUUCACGUGGGAUUUCGGAGAUGGCAAGGGUGUCGUGAACAAGACAGGCUCUUCGGAGAUUGAGAAUACGUUCCAGAGGAAAGCCGAGUACAAUGUUACAUUGAUAGCUUCCAAUGACGUGAGCCGCCAAAGUGUCCACAUGACCAUCUUCGUGUUGGACCAGAUUUGUCACAAGCCGGAAAUAGUCUUCCUCGGGACGAAUGGUGUGGCUACGUAUUUCCAGUACGCACGCUCGGAUGAGAUUCGUAUCGAGAUCGACACGCUGGUGAAUUGUACAACCACGUCCCUCACCAUAUACCGGUGGCGUAUCUUCAAACACGGCACAAGGACGCUGGCCGAUCUCCAGGACGUACACGCAGACCUGCUCAAGAAGAAGAUGCUACUGCUGAGCCCACGUGCCCUGGGUUAUGGGAAUUAUACGGCGCAGAUUGAGGUUCGAAUGGGUAAUGGCUCCAUCGUGCAUGACGAGAAACAGAUCGACAUCUUCGUCCAACCGACACCACUCCGUCCCAUCAUCUCCGGCGGGAUCAUCCGUAAUAUCUCCAUGAUGAAUGACCUGACUUUCGAUGGAUCACAGUCAUAUGAUCCCGAUUUCCCGGACGCAACUGACCUGAGUUAUAAUUGGACGUGCCGGGAGUUGAACGAUGAUCGAGCGCCAUGCUUCAAAAAUAACAGCAAUGUCCUUCCUAGUACGGCCAGAGUGGUUUCGCUGCAUGGUUCCGCUUUCAUUCGGGCGAAGGAGUACGUGAUUAACCUGACGAUAAGUCGGCCUGGGCGGGAAUCGCGACACACCACGCAGGUUCUGAGAGUGUCAACCUUCAACAUGCUUACUGUGUGGGUCAAAUGUCCCAAAUGUCUUGACGGUCCGGUCAAUUCCAACUAUCGUGUCGAAAUAACGGCCGGGUGUGCCUUAUGCGACGACGAAGAAGCCACCAUCUUGUACAAAUGGGAUUUAUAUCUUCUGUCGAAAGUGAACGAUAUGACGUACGCCGGUGCCCACGAUGUAGGAUCGUGCGUAGAAGCUGAUGGCUCCUCCUAUAUUCAGUACUGGAAAUUGAUAUCGACUACCGUUGCUCCGAACACAACCAACACGACUACUGCUGCCCCGACGUCAGCAUCGGGGAAUCCCACGACUCCAGUUGGACAGACCACUUCUGGUGCCUCAGAUGGUGGCACCGGUGGCGGCUCAAGCGUCACCCAGCCUCCGAGUGGCGGUGGCGGGGUUCCGCCGAUCUUCCCAAACGUCGGAGAAGGAAGCACUGGCGGACGAGGGACCCGCAAACGACGCAACACGCAAGAUGUCCACGUCCGGCGCCGUCGUCAGAGUGCCAACCCAUUCCAAAAUAUUGGUGAAGGUUCAUCAGGUGGAUCUUCAAGUUCGUCGUCGUCAUCCUCGUUCCCUAUAGGGGGCGGCGGUAUCUCUGAAGGGUCGACGUCCGGACGUGGCGAUGGUCAGGGCACAGGGAGUGGAAGUACAGGAGGAAAUACGGGAACUGGUGGAACAACCGGAGGGAAUGGCAACAACAACGAAGGCGACCGCGUUGUCGACCCGUUCAAGCCGGGCAUCAACCCGCACAUCGUCAGCCAGGAGCGGUACAGGAUACGCCUCCUGGCGGAGAAUACCACAACAGGCCUUGAUCACUCGUCCAUCGUGUUCAGACCGGGAUUUCUAAAACAGGGCCGGACGUAUAUGGCCAAGGUGAACGUGACUUAUUCAAAAGGGGCGAAACGCGAGACUGGUGAAGCUGAAUGGUGGUUUGAAGUGAACGAGAGCCCCAACCGCGGCCAGUGCACCUUCCAGCCCCGGUCGGGUGUGGAGGAGGAGACAAACUUCAGGAUAUUCUGCCAUGAGUGGCAAGAUAGGGCCGAGGACAAACCUUUCAUCUACAAGUUCACGUACCGCUUCCCGGGGAGUGACGUGCGGUACAUGAUCUACGGCGGGCAAAAAACAGACUUUCAGUUCAACCUCCCGGCCGGGCAGGCGUCACAGAAUUACCAAGUUCUAGUUGAGAUUGCCAUCGUCGACCGCCGAGGUGCUCAAACAUCAGUGUGCCAGCUGCCGAUCACAGUCAAACCAAAAGAUCUCACUGCGCUUAAAGCAAGUGGAAAAAGUGAAGAAGAGAUCUUAUUCGACCAGUACAACAGUCGCGAUGCCAUCAAAAUUCAGGAGGCGAUUGACAAGAAGGAUUCGAAAUACUUCCACAACAAGGUCCAGCUUUUUGUGCACCAGCUUAACCGGGCGCCGAGAAUUAGCACACAGAGGCGUCAAAAUGUCAAGAAUGAAUUAUUCGAUUCGCUUAAAAAGCUUUCCAUCAGAGACGAGUAUGAAGCGCUUCAGACCGGAUCCACAGUCCUACGGCUGACUGACACGCCAGAGGACAUGGACAGAGAGUCCCUUGUUGACGCUACGGACAUCCUCGCCGAAUAUACAAACACGGUCGAAACGUUACCGACAGAGGAUCAUCAAUUGAGCAAGGAUCUGUUGACGUUUGCUGUCGAGUCGUCGUCAAAUAUCAUCAAGGCGGCGUCAAUGAUGCCAAAGGAAUCGAAAAAUCUGGAGGCGAUGAAAUAUGCGAUUGAAAAGAAUGAGCACUCAAUGCAUGAGUUGUUGAACGCUUGCACCAAAGACCACACCGAAUAUGAGGAAGCGAUCCAACGCCACUCCACCCUUGUCAACGUCAAGGCUCAGGGCGUCAAGGGUAACCGACUGCUCAUGAACGUUGAUGAGGCAGAGUUUGCCUGGGACAUGAAACGUCUUCCGAAACGCCGCCUCCGUCGCGAUACGUCACCUGCGACACAGCUGAUUGUUGGCGAGUGUUACCUGGCACACAUGAUACUGUUUAACCAGGAUCCAUACGUCUUUAGUGCUGUCCAAUCUCACAAGGUCAUGGCAGUCGCGUCACUUAACCUCUACUACUGCAACGGGACACACGUACCGGUCAGAAACCUCCCGGCAGACCAGCUCAUACACAUCUCAAUACCCCGCAAGACGGCUGCGCAGAACAGUUUCCCACAAUACACCCUGAACAAGGAGAACAUGAAUUUGCACAAGUUCAACUUUACGCGGGGAAAUCUCAACCAAUCAUUUCACAUCAUUAUACAGUUUGAACCAGUCUCCCCAGAGCUGCGGAAAUUUCCACUGGCAGUCUUGAUCAACCAUCGUACAAUGCCGACGCUUGAAAAGUACAUGGAACACAAGCGAUACAGUGCCGAUAUGGACAAAAUUGAGAUGAGGAUUCCUGCUGGGCGCUUCAACGCUCCUGGUGAUUAUUACCUUGGACUUGUCGACGCAAAUUACAACAAAGGACGACCCCGCGAUCACGUCGCACAGCAGCGGAACUACACCAUCAAAAUGUGGUGGGAGGCGUGCGUCUUUUGGGACAGCGCUAAAUCUGAUUGGUCACCGGAGGGAUGCUCGUUGAAGCAGACGUCAACCUAUGAAAUGCAGCAUUGCGCUUGCAACCAUCUCACGUCAUUCGGAACGCAUUUUUCGUUGACGCCAAAUGAUUUGUCGUUUGUCGGUGUCGAUUCAUUCUUUGAUCUGCAUCAGAAUCCUGUUAUGAUCGCGUUCGUCAUCGCUGUCCUCCUCAUCUACGCCUUGGCCUUUGCGAUAUGUUAUCGGUACGAUGCCCACGACCUGAAGAAGGGGGCCGUCGUCUACCUGCAGGACAACACGGCGACUGAUCGUCAGCGUUACGAGAUCAUCGUUGAGACGGGGUUCCGCAAGGGUGCCGGCACGACUUCGAAGGUCAGCCUCGUGCUGCACGGAGAAGAAGGCAUGUCGGAGACAAGGGAACUAGUCAAUGAGAACAACCAGACUCUGUUUGAACGGAACUCGCGUGACAUUUUUGUGAUGACACUCCCCGACAAUAUCGGUCCAAUCUGGAAGGUUCAGUUCUGGCACAAUAACAGUGGCGUGUCGCCCAGCUGGUACUUAAGUCGGGUAAUCGUGCGCGACAUCAACCUUGACUACUCGUAUUAUUUCCAAUGUGAGAAAUGGUUCGCCGUGGAAGAGGAGGAUGGCAAGGUUGAACAAGAGUUCAUGACUUUGGAAGGCGGGCUUGGCUUUCGCAAGAUUGUGUGGAUCAAGGGAACGGAAUAUUUCACAGACUAUCACCUGUGGGGCUCGCUGUUUACGCGGCCGUCCUACAGUCGCUUCUUUCGUACUGACCGUCUCACCUGCUGCUUGUCACUGCUCAUGUCGUACAUGUGCCUCAACGCCAUGUGGUACCAGACGAAUGAAACAGAGUAUCGUGGCGAGUUUGGCCUGAUCGACGUGUCCUGGCGUGCUGUCGUUGUUGGUAUUUUAACCACUGUCAUCGUCGUCCCUGUUAACCUGGCACUGGUCAUGAUGUUCAGGAAAACAAAGUUGAGGAAACCAAAAAGCAGCACCGAUAAGAAGUACCGCAGCGUCAACAAGGACAACCACAGUACCGAUGGUAGCACCGGUAGCGACAAUUUCGAUCGGUCCGUCCAACCCGUCAUGACGCAGUCCUUGCUCGACCAGUCCAUCUUGAACUGGCAGAGUCUCCAAGAGUGGGCGCAGAAACAAUGGACGAAACGUUAUCAGCAGUCGGUCACGUCGAGUGCAGAAAAUGUCAAACCAGAGAGCACACCUCAAGUGCAGGAAGUGCGUGAGCCAACGCCCACCCAGAACCAAAAGGGAUGCGAGACGGACCAGACGUCGAGUGGGUUUGAAGACUACAGCAGCCAGCAGGUGCAGACACCAUUGCCGCAGGUUCCCGAGGUCCGCAAGAAAAGUGAAGAAAACAGUGUCAGUUCUGCAGGAAUUGAACUCAUUGCCAACGAUGCAGAAUCCAAGCGGGCGUCGCCUUGCCUACUGCCAUGGGGUUGCCGGUACAUUCUCCUGAUCGUCACCUGGCUCAUCAUUGCCGGAUGCGCAGCAGUCACGAUCCUGUACGGUUUCCGGUUCGGUCGUACCAAGAGUAUCCAGUGGCUGCAGUCGCUCUUCUUCAGCUUCAUGAUGUGCAUGUUCAUUACGCAUCCAAUUGUGAUUUUGGUCAUAACCAUCUACUCUGCGAUCAAGUACCGUAACACUCCAGCCGUCCUGGACCACCUUGACGACGACCGCGACACGGAAGUCCGCGAAAAGCAGCGUCCAUUUAAUCGGCUCGACUAUUAUGAAGACUGCGACGACCUUGAGAAGGGGAUAGCUGCUCGUCAACGAUCGCGAUAUCUUCGAUUCGCUCGGCCACCUCAGGAGAAACAGCUGAUUGAAUCGCGGAAGAAGACAAUGAAAGAGAAAAAGGCUGUUACAAUAUUUUGGGAGACGGUGAAAUAUCUUGUAGUGCUGACUGUAGCUCUGUUUGUGGCCUUUGGCAAGGACACUUCAACCCCGUACCACCUAAACAAGGCCGUCACAGUCCAAUUCACCGAAUCGCUUCCCAAUCCGUUCCAAAAUAUCAGGAGUGUCAGUGAUUGGUGGAGGUGGAGCCAAUCGGAUCUGUUGGAUCGACUCUACUGGGAACGAUGGUAUAACGGCCAAGAGACGAAUACAGAUCGGAACUACAUCCUCGACGGCUCGAGCACGAUCGUCGGUUACGUCAACCUGCGCCAGAUGAGAGUCGAUAACAAAUCCUGUGACAUCCCGUACCCAUAUAAUGUAACAGACACGUGUUACUAUGGAUACGGUAGCUGGGAUGCGAGCACAGCAAGUUUUGGUCCCGGUGAGAAGUGGUCGUAUUCGCCGUGGUCGGAUUUGUACCGUUAUAAGAUCUACGGUCGAUUGGCGGAAUACGAUGGUGCGGGAUUUCUUGUCAAGUUAAACUCAACUCGAGCCGGAGCUUACGCCCAGCUUCAGAAACUGAAAGCACAGGAAUGGAUCGACCGCCACACGCGUGCAAUCAUCGUGGAAUUCACGCUCUACAACGCGCCAACGAACCUGUUCACGUCUGUCAGUCUCGUGUGUGAGACACCGCCCACAGGUGGCGCCUUUCCAUUGGUGCGCGUCGACUCGGCGUACAUGUAUCGAUACUUCUCGGCUUUUGAUCAUGUUGUUCUAGCAUUCGAGCUCAUAUUCAUCAGUAUCAUCAUGUUCAAGAUCCAGUCGUUCAUAGGGGGCGCAAUACGCGAGAAGAAACGCUACUUCAGAAAUCUCUGGAAUGUCCUCCAUCUUGUCCAGCUAGUCUUCUGUGUCACAUAUAUCGUCUGCUACAUCUUGCGGUUCGUUUACGUACACGACACGAUUGAGAGAUUGCGUGCUACGUUCCUUGAGGAGUAUGUUGACGUCUUCUUCAUUGCGCUUUGGGACGAGCUGCUGCGGACCCUGGUUGGAAGCAUUGUGUUCAUAAUAUUUGUUCAGUUUCUGCGCCUCUUGCGGUACCGUAAACUGUUUGCACGUCUCGGGAAUGUCUAUUGGCGCGCCAGGAGGGAGAUCCUUAUAUUUACUGCCUUGUUCAUUGUGAUUCUAAUGGCGUGGACGAGUCUCGGUGUGGCGUUGUUCCGCACCGUCAGCUGGUCGUUCAGCGAGUUCCAUCUCGGCUUCAUGUCGUUGUCGAGCCUUCUAGUCAUGAAAUACCGGUUCCAAGACAUUGAGGAGUACAGUCUGCACGGAGCCAGGGUGUUUGUUUGUGUCUUCUUCAUAUUUGGAAUGGGCAUACUGCUUUCCUAUAUUGUAGCUGUGCUGAGUCUCCACUUCCGUGUAGGACGUCAUGACCAAGUGUUGACCAUGUCUUCUAAGGAGCUGAUGAACUUCUAUUGGAACCGUCUCUUAGUCUGGUUGAAGGUCAGACGGAUUACACAGGACGACGACGAUGACAGCGUUCUGCCACCGGAAUUCACCAUGGCUGAAAUUGAGUACCAAGUUGACGAGCUACUUUUCAAAAUGAACGCCAUCUCGGGCAGUCACGGCCUCCCAGAAAAGCCGCCGUGUUAUUACACCGAUUCGGAUUGUACAUACGGUAUCGGUGACGAUGGCGUGUCAAGCGGAGGGUCAGAGGUCAGAGGUUUCGACGAGACGAGGUUCGAGUCGCGUAUCGCUAAGAUUGAGGACAAUCUCUACAUGCAGGAGCCACACCUGGCUCAGUUGAUCCAACUCGAUAACAUUGGGACGAAUAUUUUGUCGCAGGAGAGAGAAAAACAGCUGAGGUCCGAGUUAGAACUUGAAAUUUUCCGCCAACUGCAAGUCCAGAGACAAGAAGGCAAAUCACAGUCGAACACGCAUUUUGAUGGCAGCACCAGUUCGCCAUUGAGAGCCGGAGAUGGCCUCAACCAAAGUGGUAAUAACUCACCUCAUUUCGGCCUCGUCACCUCACAGCGGAAACCGGCUAAAUUCAUCUUUCCUAAACCACCUGUCUUAGGAAAAUUAAAAUACCAUGACCCCUUCAGCGAAGACUUUGGCGCCCAUCGUAGGUCGCGACGCUGCGACCAUCGGGGAUCGUUCUCCGAUACCGACGUGUACGAUAUCCCAGUGCAUGGUGGGAAAUCUGACGAUUACGGUAGCUGCGAGGUCGUUAGCAUGGACGACGAAACAGUCAACCGCCCAGGUCAAGGUCGAGUUCAUGGGCGACUUAGUCCUGGGGUGGAUAGGAUGUCACAUCGUGAUUCAAAUUAUAGUCAUUCGAUACUAGAUUUGCCUCCUGGGGGCGACCUUUUAGAUAUUCCUAUACAUCGUUUAGAUGAUGAUUAUCCAAGACCGCGAACCUCUGUUGAGAAAUCGCGUCCAUUUGAUUGCCUGUACGACUCCAGUUCGAGUUCAGAGUACAAUCUAGCAAGGUCAAGGUCGGCUAAAGCAGACGCGAAACCGAGAAGUUUGCGUAAAACUAAGUCACGGGGAAAGGGUAAAGGUCGUAAAGAGUUUACACCAAUCAAAGGACUCGAUGAGUUAGGCAUAGAAAAUGGUGGCUAUAGCAGUGAUAGUGACGUGAAUGUUCGGGUGAGCGGCCGCCAGAAGCAAUGUUGGUCUUGAUGUGGUCAGUGUCGAUAAUGAUCAAUCAUGAUGCACCAUGACACAGCUUUUCCCGCCGUGAAUUUUGUCAUGAUGUACCCAUGACAGCUAUUUGAUGAACAAUGCAAUCACUUGUCUCAAAGCUGUAAACUCUGUUAUCAUUUUCAUAUGUUGCAUGUUUUCGUGAAGUGGACAAAAAAUAACAGUCCCUUAAAUUGCAUAAAAUCUUCUUCUCUUAGUCGGCUUCUCUGAAAUGGAAUUUUCUCCACAUAAAUUUUUGAUGACUUAUUGUGCCAGGUGUUAUAAUUGAUGGAAUUGCCCAACUCCAUAUCUCUCCAACUGGACAGCAUAAUACAUGUGGUAUGAUUAUCAUGUAUCAAAAACAUAAAUGGCUCUUUCAAACAUAAAAAAAAGCUGUGAAGAUAAUAGUAGGGUUUACGGCAAGAUAAUUCUGGUCAGUUUGGACUCAAAAGUCUUUCAGGCAUAUUGUAUAUUAAUGUUGAUUUUAUAUGUAAGCUCGCUGGGCCUGCUAAAGCCUCUAGCAAGCAGAUGAUGGAUCACUUUGUAGAUUGUAAAUAAGUCUUGAAAUAUCAUGUAUUUUUAAUUAUGCGUAUAGGUAUUUUAACCAUCACACAUUUAGAUGGAAUAUGAAUAGUAUUUCGGAGGAUCAAAGUUAAAAUAUAUUUGGUAAUCUGAUGACAUUCUGGAUGUCAGUACAGGAACCAGUUCUGUAACAAUAACUGUAUAGAAGUUUAAUACCAGUUCUGUAAUGAUAUGUGCCAUUACAGUUCAGUACCAGUUCUGUAAUGAUAUGUGCCAUUACAGUUCAGUACCAUUUCUGUAAUGACAUGUGCCAUUACAAAUCGAUACCAGUUCUGUAUUGACAUUUGAGGGUAUCAUGUCAUCUUGAGGGGGCUGAAAAGAUGUGCAGCUUGCAACUGUACGAAAAGUGGCAGUAUUAUUACUUAAAAGUGCAAAAACCCAAUGAAUUGUUUACUCCUGAAUAUUUCUUGUUGUUGUUUAUUGAAAUGUUUUUACAAUGGCCAUUCAAACUGUAUGACCUUUUUUCGUGUUCUUCCAUGUUUUUCUUUAGCGAUUUGUAGACUUUUAAUGCGAUUUCACUCAUAUCAAGCUGGUGCCAUGACAGUGCUGCCACCUGUGGCCACCUUGAAGAAUUACCCCAUGAGAUUAAAAACGAUUAGUAGCGUGUAAAUUGGCUUCAGUAUGUCCAUUUCAUUUUCAUUGAGAUUUUUCGAAAUUUUGCAAUAAUGGUUUGCCUGUUGUACUCAUUUUAUAUGUACCGUUACUGUCCGUGUUUACCUUCUACAUGUACAUUACAUAAUAAUUUUAUAGUUUGGCAAUGACUUCAUAUUACUAUACUUUGAGACUUGGCAAUGACUUCAUAUUACUAUACUUUGAGACUUCACUAUGAUAAAUGAAUUCACUUUAUGAGAAAAUGAUUAGAUUGAUUAUACCGAGGUAUACAGUAUAUAGUUUUAUUUGUAUCUCGUGUGGUUGUAUUGAGUAAAUUUAGGCUAUUACUUUAUACAAUUUCUGUGGGUUAAGCUAGGCUCACAUGACAAUCAUACUUGCUAAACACGUUUGUUUUUGUCAUUUUGACAAACAUCUUUUCCUGAUAUGUUUCAUAUUUAAAAACGUGCUUAACCUUUUCAGUCCCGGGGCUCCCCUUUUAACAGACAACCCGAUGGCCAUGUUAGAUAGUGGCGGAGUCUAGGAACGACUGAAUACCCUAGUAUUGGUUUAUCUUUAAAACAAACGGCGACAGCACCUGUUAAGUUAUUGAAACAUGGAAGUGGGAUGGCAUCCCGUCAUGGUCAAAUACAGUGGUAACAUAUGCGGAUGCGGUCCCACCUGGGCACUGAAAAACGACAAAUUCAUUUCAUUUGUAUACUAUAUCACUCAAGCAUAAGUUAUUUUGGUUAUCUAUUGACAUGGAUCUUGCAGAUGGUAGGGGCGACGUGUAUGGGCGGUUACACCUGCUGUUUGCCUGAACAACUGCCAACUGCCACAAUUAGUUAUGCAUGACAUGGGCAUAAUCAUCAAUGAUGAAUUGUUAUAGGCCCCAGAUCCCGUCUGGGGACUAUAUUGAUAUCACUGGAAUUCUGGAAAAUGUUAUUUUCUUCCACCAACACAUUUAUUGCGGUAGUCCAGCAAAACGGCUAAAUAAACCAGAAAUCAAUCACCCUUACACCACCAAACCCAAUUCCAUCUAUGGACCAUCGCAAAAGUAUUUUUAAAAUCCUUAGUAUUUCGAUACUUUUGAAGCAUUUUUUGCCGAGAUCUAUCGUCUUCUCCCAACAUGCCGAAGCCGCGAUUCAAUCUGACAUGCGCUGUGACAUGCGCAGAGGCGAGACGCUAAUACAUUAGCAUAAGCUCCGUCCCGUCAUAAUGACAUCAUUAUUCUCAGGAGUUGGUCGAGCGAUGGGACGAUGGAGGUAUUAUUUAUAAAGAAACCCAAUUCGAUUCAUGGACUAUCGCAAAACAAUUUUUCAAAACUCAGAAUAUUUCGAUGCUUUAGAUACGUUUUUGUGCUGCCAUUUUGACGAGAGUAUCGGGUCAAGGUCAAAUACUACACUCAGGCUGUUAAUUCGAACGCGUUCGACUUGAGUAUUUGCACACGUUCUUCUUCAUAGUUUGACUACAGUCGAGUUUGUUACUCGGUUUCUACUCGGUUGACAUGACGUAAUUUGCGUCGAGUGCGCAGACGACUACCUGGGGACUAUCAAAUUUGCUACCAGCAAAUUUCGGAAUUCUAGUUAUAUCUACGAUAUUGAAACAAUGGUCAAGCCAGAACAUGACGUCAUAACACCCAGAAAAUGCAGGGACGGCCAACCCAUUGUGAUUGUCUAUCCAGAUUGAACAUGUUGAGCAACAUUGAAUGGCCAUUAUAUAAUCUAGCUUGAAUUGAGUAGGCCCUAUUCAGAAGUGGUCUUACAGUGAAACUCAAGUAUGUAUAUCAUACACAUUUGCUGGAAAAGGUCAAGGUCACUACUACCAUAUGUCAUGUCAAUUUCUCUGCUUAUGUGUACUAUGAGCGAUGUGUAGGCCUAUUUUAAAUUUAAUAAUUUUGCCCAUCCAAGCCAUGACCAUGAUCACAAUUUUGUAAAUAAUUUGAUGAUAGGGGCCUAUAUAUAUUUUUAUAAUGAUUGAUAUCCAUUUAUUUUGAAUAAAAUUAUCAGGUUACUAUUUAGAACUGAAGUUUAUUCUUUCAUUGCCAAAUAUAUACUACGAUUAUGGGCACCAGACUCACAGUCUUGUGUCAAUAUUGAUAUCAUUAUCACUCAUGUUCUGGUUUCUUUCUUUCUUUCUUUCUUUCUGUUCACAUUUUACAAACAUUAUUGCGAGUGUUCUCCAAAACAGCUAAAUAAACCAAAAUUCUAUCACCCCUAUACCACCAAACAUAAUCCCAUCUAGUGUACGUCGCAAAA